Pteronotus mesoamericanus is the source of this 999-nucleotide messenger RNA. RefSeq names its product L-lactate dehydrogenase C chain. Gene Ontology annotation, biological process: pyruvate metabolic process; lactate metabolic process. The transcript has 7 exons. The record is from RefSeq and is a predicted model, not a curated record. Gene Ontology annotation, cellular component: cytoplasm. Gene Ontology annotation, molecular function: L-lactate dehydrogenase (NAD+) activity. The coding region runs from base 1 to 999 and encodes 332 amino acids. NCBI's taxonomy places the organism in Eukaryota, Metazoa, Chordata, Mammalia, Chiroptera, Mormoopidae.
AUGUCAACGGUCAAGGAGCAGCUUAUUGAGAAUCUAAUUAAGGAUGAUAAAAUCUCCCAACGGAAGAUCACCAUUGUUGGAGCUGGUGCCGUAGGCAUGGCUUGUGCUAUUUGUAUCUUAAUGAAGGAUUUGACUGAUGAACUUGCACUUAUUGAUGUUGCAGAAGACAAAUUGAAGGGAGAAACGAUGGAUCUCCAGCAUGGCAGUCUUUUCUUUAAUACUUCAAAGAUUAUCUCUGGAAAAGAUUACAGUGUAUCUGCAAACUCCAAAUUAGUUAUUAUCACAGCAGGUGUGCGGCAACAGGAGGGAGAAAGUCGUCUUUCCCUGGUUCAACGUAAUGUGAAUAUCAUGAAAUCAGUCAUUCCUGCACUAGUCCAUUAUAGUCCUGACUGUAAGAUGCUUAUUGUCUCAAAUCCAGUGGAUAUUUUGACAUAUGUGGUCUGGAAACUAAGUGGGUUACCUGCCACUCGCAUAAUUGGAAGUGGUUGUAAUCUAGACUCUGCCCGUUUCCGUUACCUAAUUGGAGACAAGUUGGGUGUCCAUCCCACUAGCUGCCAUGGUUGGAUUAUUGGAGAACAUGGUGAUUCUAGUGUGCCCUUAUGGAGUGGGGUGAAUGUUGCUGGUGUUGCUCUGAAGACUCUAGAUCCUAAAUUAGGAACUGAUUCAGAGAAGGAUCAUUGGAAAAAUAUCCAUCGACAAGUUAUUCAGAGUGCCUAUGAGAUUAUCAAGCUGAAGGGGUAUACCUCUUGGGCUAUUGGCCUAUCUGCGACAGAUCUGGUAGGAUCAAUUUUGAAAAAUCUUAGGAGAGUACAUCCAGUUUCCACUAUGGUUAAGGGCUUAUAUGGAAUAAAAGAAGAAAUAUUCCUCAGUGUCCCUUGUAUCUUGGGGCAAAAUGGUAUCUCAGAUAUUGUGAAAGUUAACUUGAAUUCUGAGGAGGAGGUCCUUUUCAAGAAGAGUGCCAACACACUUUGGAAUAUCCAAAAAGACCUGGUAUUUUAA